Messenger RNA from Paecilomyces variotii, 1143 nucleotides. RefSeq names its product S-adenosyl-L-methionine-dependent methyltransferase. Lineage: Eukaryota; Fungi; Ascomycota; Eurotiomycetes; Eurotiales; Thermoascaceae. Bases 210 to 965 code for a protein of 251 amino acids. The transcript has 2 exons. The record is from RefSeq and is a predicted model, not a curated record.
CCCAUAGUCACGACGGUACCCCUCCUUCGGCUAGCUAAUUUUAUAUGUAGCUUUUUGCAUGCAGCUCAUAGUAGGGUUUGUUUUUUAUUUUUUAACCUCAACUCCGCAAGCGCAAGAUUACAACGCAGCGACACCGCCGCAACUACUCGGUCUACGGCGACAUUACUUUCGACUUGCUUGAUCAAGCUGGUGAACAGCCGCGUUGGGGGAUGGGUUCAACCGGCAAUGACCGAUUCAAUGAGGAGGCGGCGACAUGGGAUAGCGAUCCAACCGUCAACAAGGCAAGCGAGGAGGCGUUCAGAGCAAUUGUAGAUACCUUUCCGCAGCUUAGACAGAAUGGAGAGGAAACCAUUGACGUCUUGGAAAUUGGCUGCGGCACUGGACUACUGUCACUCCGCAUCGCGCCACUCGUGCGGUCUCUUGUCUCUGUCGACGCAGCUCCAGGUAUGAUCACGGCCCUUGAGAGCAAGCUGCGUGAUCCAUCAGCACCCAAGAACAUCACUCCACUAGCUCUUAUUCUCACCGAUCCUUCUGAUCGGAACCUCCCGCCGCAAUCACCAUCCAAUCCAGAGGGCCCGCGGCGUCAAUUCCAUUUGAUCCUCAGCCAUCUGGUAUUGCAUCACAUUCCAGAUCUACGCGAGACCUUGCAAACCAUGUACGACUGCCUCCUCCCAGAGGGAUCGGUCGCCCUGACAGAUUUCGAGGACUUUGGCCCCGAGGCGCGUCGUUUCCACCCUGAGUCAAAGAUGGAGGGAGUGGAACGUCACGGUAUUCAUGCCGAGUCGUUUGCGCAAUUGAUGCGUGAAGUUGGCUUUGUCGAUGUGGACGUGCGUCCGAAGUGGAAAGUGAUAAAGGAUGUUGAAAGGUUUCCCGGUGAAUGGGGACCUAAGAAGCCCUCUGGCGAAGGUGUCACUCUUGAGAAAAUGGAAUUCCCGUUCCUGCUAUGUCGGGGAAAGAAAGCAUGAACCUGAGCGAAUUGGGUGCACAAGAUGUUCCUCUCACUAUCUUCGAAAGGCAUCUACAAAUUGACUGCUCAGGAAUUAUGUACAUACAGUACUACAAUUUCAGGUAAACAUAUUUAGCAAAUGCGUACAUUAAUACAGACUGGUCGUCAUCUCUGCCUUCUUAGUACGUUGCCGACUA